GCUUCAUUUCAUUCUGCAUCUAUUUCCGCGUAGUUAGCAUGUUAGCAUUACGCUACCCGUUCCCUGGAAACAAGUUGACUUCAGUGAAUUUAUUCCACCUCUCGUCGUCCUUUUCCUCUUCGGGGUGUGUUUGAAAAAAAAGAAGAAAGACUGAGAAUAUUUUUGGGACACAGCGCGGUGUCAGGUCUGGUCCAGGGUCGUUGAACAUUUCAUGCACAAAGUAAAGAGGCUGAAAAUUGACGACAAAACAGAAGACGGCCAGAAAAGGGGCAGGGACACACUGGCAGGGAUGAUGGGGGUGGACGAGCUGUCCGACAGCACAGAGGUGGUGGAGAUGGAGGACGUGAAUCCCACGCAGUUCCAGGUGGAGAAGCACACGUGGGACGGCCUGAGGAAGAUCAUCCACAACAGCCGCAAGAACACAGGCGUGGUCAUCAGCAAGGCGCCGCAUGAAUUCCAGUUCAUCCAGAAGGACGAGGACAGCCCGCACUCCCACCGCAUCUACUACCUCGGAAUGCCUUACAGCAGCAGGGAAAACGCUUUACUCUACUCAGACAUUCCCAAGAAGAUACGCAAAGAUGCUUUGUUGGUUCUGUCAUGGAAACCGCUGCUGGACCACUUUCAGGCCAGCCCUCACCACGGGGCCAUCUCACGGGAGGAGGAGCUGCUGCGGGAGAGGAAACGUCUGGGAGUCACCGGCAUCACCUCGUAUGAUUACCACCGACCCAGCGGACUCUUUCUGUUUCAGGCUAACAGCAGUCUGUACUACUGCCGUGACGGUGGAAACAAAAGCUUUAUUACGUCUCCUAUGGAGCCGGUCGAGAUAAAGAGCCAGAGUUCAGGCACACGCAUGGACCCCAAGAUCUGCCCCGCGGACCCCAACUUUGUCGGCUUCAUCAACAACAACGACAUCUGGGUGACGAGCAUCGAGACGGGGGAAGAGAGGAGGCUCACGUUCUGUCAUAAAGGUAUUGAUAACCCCAAAGAUGACCCCAAAUCUGCCGGGAUAGCCACAUUUGUCACGCAAGAGGAGUUUGAUCGCUUCACUGGAUACUGGUGGUCGCCUGCUGCUCUAGAAGAAUCAGACGGCGGUAAAACUCUGCAGAUUCUGUACGAGGAAGUAGACGAGUCUGAAGUAGAGAUCAUUCAUGUUCCAUCUCCGGCUCUGGAGGAGCGUAAGACAGACAUCUACAGAUACCCGCGAGCAGGCAGCAAGAAUCCUGAAAUUUCUCUCAAAAUAGCAGAAAUCAGGACAGACAAUCUCGGCAAAAUCGUCGGCACACUGGAAAAGGUGCUGCCUGUUCCCUUCACCACUUUGUUCCCUGCUGCUGAAUACAUCACCAGAGCCGGGUGGACCAGAGACGGACGAUACGCGUGGGUGGUCAUGAUGGAGCGACGGCAGCAGCGCCUCCAGCUGGCUCUGAUUCCUCCAGCGCUCUUCAUCCCCGCACAUCAGGACGAGGCCAGCAGGCAGGAGAGUCUGGCGGCUCUGGGAGACGCCAUCCAUCCUUUUAUCAUUUACCAGGAGACCAGCGACGUCUGGAUCAACGUCCAUGACAUCUUUUAUCCCUUCAUCCAAACCAGCGAUGAUGAGAUCACCUUCAUCAUAGUGAAUGAAUCAAAAACAGGUUUCUGUCAUCUGUAUAAGAUCACCUCAGUGUUACAGCCCGGAUCCUACGACUGGACUAAAGGCUACACACACUCUGAAGGUGAUUUCAAGUGUGCGGUCAAAGAGGAGGUGACGAUAACCAGCGGGGACUGGGAGGUGCUGGCCAAUCACGGAGCGAAGCGUUUGUCGACUCCUCAGAUCUGGGUGGACGAGACGGCGAAGCUGGUCUACUUCCAGGGAACCAAAGACUCUCCUCUUGAACAUCACCUCUAUGUCGUCAACUACGACUCGCCGGGGGAAAUAGUCCGACUCACCAAACCCGGCUUCUCCCACAGCUGCUCAGUGAGCCAGACCUUCGACAUGUUCAUCAGCCAUUACAGCAGUUUGAACACAUCGCCCUGCGUUCACAUCUACAAGCUGAACGACACAGACGGAGACCCGCUACACAAAGAGCCGCAGUUCUGGGCCAGCAUGAUGGAGUCCUCUGGUUUCCAGUACGACCGCACGCCUCCAGAGAUCUUCAGCUUCACAGGGAAGUCCGGGUUCGAGUUGUACGGUAUGUUGUACAAACCUCACAACCUGACGCCCGGCAGGAAGCAUCCCACCGUCGUCUUUGUGUACGGUGGUCCGCAGGUUCAGCUGGUGAAUAACUCGUAUAAAGGACUGAAGUAUCUGCGUCUCAGCACGCUGGCGUCUCUGGGCUACGCUGUGCUGAUCAUCGACGGGCGGGGAUCCUGUCAGCGGGGAUUAAAGUUUGAAGGAGCAGUGAAGGACAGAAUGGGUCAGGCGGAGAUUGAAGACCAGGUGGAGGGUUUGCACUACAUAGCUGACAAGUACAAGUUUGUGGAUCUGACUCGAGUUGCCAUCCACGGCUGGUCGUACGGAGGCUUCCUCUCCUUAAUGGGCCUCAUCCACAGACCCGACAUCUUUAAGGUUGCGAUCGCAGGAGCUCCCGUGACGUUGUGGAUGGCCUACGACACCGGCUACACGGAGCGAUAUUUGGACACUCCUGAGAAAAACCAGAAGGGAUACGAGAAUUGUUCUGUCGCCCUGCAUGUCGACAAACUCCCCAAUGAGCCGAACAGGUUGCUGAUCCUUCACGGGUUUCUAGAUGAGAACGUGCAUUUUUUCCACACUAACUUCUUGGUGUCUCAGCUGAUCCGGGCUGGGAAGCCGUACAGCCUGCAGGUUUACCCCAACGAGCGACACAGCAUCCGAUGUCCCGAGUCUGGAGAACAUUAUGAGAUUACGUUGCUGCACUUCCUCCAAGAGAACCUCUGAUAAGCUUUCCUCCACACUGAGCCUUCUCCUCCUCCUCCUCCUCCUCCUCCUCUCUGCCAGGCUCUCACUGUUUCCUCCAUUUAUUCAAACCUGCAUCUCUUUUUACUUUCACUUGAUUUUAUGAUCAGUUUAACUCAAGCUAUGCCAAACCUCAUCACGCCUGAAGUGCUGGUUAUCAGUCGUAGAGAACAGUUAAAGAUGGUGUUUCAAGUCUUGUGGUUUUUACAUGUUGUUUGGAGAGUGGAGAGAGUCAGCUGGAUGCUUUAAUCCCUGAAACAAGCAGAGGGCGCUGUGCAGCCACAUCAAGCUCUCUGAGGCUGAGAAAAGACGGUAGAAUAAAAAAGUAUAAACGUGAUGAUAACGGCGCCGAUGCUUCAAACGCUGCUCAAAAUAUAUCUGCAAUGCAAAAAGUUCAAACCUGCCGUGCUCAGGAGACUGUUCUCUUCCCGUCACGUGCCACUCCUGCUUCUUUCUUACUCAGCUCUCUCGCGUCGUCUCUCUCUCUCUCUCUCUCGGACCCGACUGAUCGACUUCUCGUGUUUCUGUCUGUUUAAAAAAAACACUGGAGUGAAAAUCAUGAAUAUGAAGCUCGAUGAAAACAAACAAGCAAACUCUUUUUGUCGUAUACUCUCGUUGUGCAAUCAUGGAUGACUUUUUAUGUGCUGCGCCACUCUUCAGUGUACCUAUAAGAAGAAAAGAAAAAAAACACGCCAUAUUUUUAUUGAAACAUAUUUUUAUGGACUCUUAUGCAUUCUUAAAGAGAAGACAUAUGUAGCGACCUGUCGUGUGUCACUGGCUUGCUUGCUUUAGUUUCCCGUGAAGCUUCUUUUCCUGCUGCUGAUGCCUUUUUGCACGCGUUACAUAUUUGCCUUGGUGCCAACAAAAGAGCCUGUGACAUGACGUGUGACACAGCUGUUGGCGGUCCGAGGUGCCUUGUGAGAGUGUGAGAGUGCUCGCUCGUAAAGCUGAUAUCAGGGAAUCUGUCCGAGGACCUUCGACGAUAUAAUGCCUUGUCACCUGUGUGUCCUGAUGAGCUCUCAUCACCUGUACGUGGUCUAAUGUGUCUCAGAUGUUGAAGAAAUAAACAGAUGUGAACUUUCUCUUUUAAA
Notolabrus celidotus (New Zealand spotty) is the source of this 3999-nucleotide messenger RNA. Its product is annotated as dipeptidyl peptidase 9-like. The record is from RefSeq and is a predicted model, not a curated record. The transcript has 21 exons. Gene Ontology annotation, biological process: proteolysis. NCBI's taxonomy places the organism in Eukaryota, Metazoa, Chordata, Actinopteri, Labriformes, Labridae. Gene Ontology annotation, molecular function: dipeptidyl-peptidase activity; serine-type peptidase activity. The coding region runs from base 212 to 2890 and encodes 892 amino acids.